Messenger RNA from Gossypium raimondii (Peruvian cotton), 1072 nucleotides. RefSeq lists its product as uncharacterized. Lineage: Eukaryota; Viridiplantae; Streptophyta; Magnoliopsida; Malvales; Malvaceae. The record is from RefSeq and is a predicted model, not a curated record. The transcript has 6 exons. Bases 291 to 806 code for a protein of 171 amino acids.
AAACGGAACAGCUCAGGAAGCUUAGAAGCUAUAGUAUUUUUCUCCCUAACCAAAAUAAUAAUAAUCUGUAGAAUAGUAUUUCUCACUUUUUCCUUUCUUUUCCCAAAUUACUAGUUGAGAAGAAGAAUAAUAUAAAAGAAAAAGGAAAACGACUGCAAAGGGCAAAAUACCACAUCUGAAACGCAUAAUCAAAACAACGAUAACCCAAUUUGUCACCGUUUUACAGGAAAUCAGAUUCCCAUUGAUUUACAGAUCUGUUUUUUGCUUCUUCUAGUCCUUGUUUUGUAUAUAUGGGUGGUUGUCUAGGAUGCUAUGAGAAGCCGAGUUUCAAUCCCUUGGUGAAUGAGUCGUCAAAAGGACUAAACGUUCAAGGUCAGACAGUCAGGAAAGCCAGCAUAUCAGAAGAUUUCUGGACCACUAGCACUUGUGAUAUGGACAACAGUGCUGUGCAGUCACAGGGAAGCAUCUCAUCGAUCAGCACAAGCAACCAGACACUUGAUCUGCAUGGCAGUGUUGCAACUGCUAAUGCCCCAGCUGAAUUUGUAAAUCAUGGCCUUCUUCUCUGGAAUCAAAUUAGGCAGCGCUGGGUGGGAAACAGGAGGUCUCAAAAUCGGAAGCAAUUGGUUCAAGAACCCAAGCUAAACACUCAUUGUCUCAGCAUGGUUAAACAAUUCUGGCUUUGCAGUUGGAAUGUGACUUAUGAAAAUUUACUUGGAAGCAACAAGCCAUUCCCUCAGCCUAUUCCUCUUUCUGAAAUGAUAGAUUUUCUCGUGGAUGUUUGGGAGCAGGAAGGGUUGUAUGACUGAGCAACAACAGUACAACUACAUUUGAGAGAUGGUGAGAUAUCAAUAUUUAUCUGACUUGUUGUAACAUUUUAAUUGCUUCAAUAAGUAAAUGCAUUGGAGCAUAGCCUGGUGUGUAUAUCAACUGUAACAAUUUCAGGGUCAUGCCUGCAUCUGGUGUCCUUUUUUUCAUUCUAACUCAACAGACCUUUUAGACAUGCUAUUUUAUUGAACUGGAACUAAUCCAAAAUAGAAAAUACUAGCGCCUUCUGGUUUUCAGGGCAGCAAAA